GUAUUGUCAAUUCGAUAUUGAAAAAAUAAAGUGGUUUAAAUUUAAAUUCAUAUUAACUUCAUGUUUGGAAAUAUGCCAAAGAGGAAUAAGUAAAAUACACGAAUAACGAUGAACAAUUUAUGGACAAUUUCAAUUGUAUAUGUGAAGUUCGGGUUGACAAUCGGUGAAUGUAGUGACGGCCUUGAAGGAUGCAUGAGCACUAUUUACAGUGUUGGUGGAUUAGUCAUUGGAAUUUUAAUUUUCCUCGCAAUAUUAGCAGCAAUAUGUUUUGGAGUCUGCGCAGUGUGUGGAUGGUCAUGUGGAUGUUUGAAAACAACUGAAGCCCCUCGACAAUUCCGGUCAGGAACAAAUCGUGUCGCUGUCACUGACUCUUCUGACACAACAAGACUGAAUUACCCGCCUCCUCCUUAUGCAGAUGCAUGCAGGGACUAUGGUACAACUAAUCAACAUUCGGUUAAACAAUCUACACCACCACCAAGUUAUUCAGCUCUACACCGGUUCCAACCGGAAAAUCUUUGAAACAUCAUAGUCAAAUUUAUAAAAACGUAAUACUUCCAGUUGGCAGUUAGAGAGUUGAUUGUAUGAUGUUUGAAGGGAGAGAACAUAAAUGUGUGUGUGCCUAGUAGUCCAUAGUCAUUAUUGAACAACUUGUAUUUCUUUGUAUCGCAAGUGUUAAUUGAGUAUUUCUCCUCUGUAUAAUAUCCUGCAUAUGCAUGAAAUAAUGCUCUGUAUAUGGUAAUGAAUAUGCAUGAAAUAUAUGUAUGGCUGUUAAGAAGUUCUCCUCUGUUUAUUGUGAUGAAUAUGCAUGAAAUAUAUGCAUGGCUGUUAAGUAGUUAUCCCCUGUAUAUUGUUAUGAAUAUGCAUGAAAUAUAUGUAUUGCUUGCUGUUCGGUGUGAGCCAAGGCUCUGUGAUGAAGGCCGCACUUCGACCUAUAAUUGUCAACUUUUUAUCGAUUGUGACUUGAUAGAGAGUUGUCUCAUUGGCACUCAUACCACAUCUUCUUAUUUAUAAUGGCUGUUAUGUAGUUCUUCUCUGUAUAUGGUCUUGAAUAUGCAUGAAAUAUAUGUAUGGCUGUUAAGUAGUUCUCCUUUGUUUAUUGUUAUGCUUAUGCAUGAAAUAUAUGUAUGGCUGUUAAGUAGUUCUCUGUUUAUUGUUAUGAAUAUGCAUGAAAUAUAUGUAUGGCUGUUAA
Messenger RNA from Mytilus californianus (California mussel), 1189 nucleotides. RefSeq lists its product as uncharacterized. The record is from RefSeq and is a predicted model, not a curated record. Lineage: Eukaryota; Metazoa; Mollusca; Bivalvia; Mytilida; Mytilidae. The coding region runs from base 109 to 519 and encodes 136 amino acids. The transcript is spliced from 4 exons.